Lucilia cuprina (Australian sheep blowfly) is the source of this 5468-nucleotide messenger RNA. It is a transcript of the gene DIP-delta, whose product is annotated as lachesin. The record is from RefSeq and is a predicted model, not a curated record. NCBI's taxonomy places the organism in Eukaryota, Metazoa, Arthropoda, Insecta, Diptera, Calliphoridae. Bases 816 to 2255 code for a protein of 479 amino acids. Gene Ontology annotation, cellular component: neuron projection. The transcript is spliced from 12 exons.
UAGACGCAGUCACUGUUGCCCAUCAAUUAUGAUGAUUUCUUGUGUGUUUCUGGUGAAAGUGUUUAAUUAAAGAAACCAAAUAAAAAUUUUAUUAAAUGUUAAAAAAAUAAAAAUAAAAAAAAAUAUCUCAUGAUUUACUAAAAAUAAAAUUAAUAAAUAUUAAUUUAGCGAAGUUUUAAAGAAGAAUCUAAAAAUAAAAAGGAGUAAAAGUGUUAAAAAGUAAAAAAAAUAUAAUAAUAUAACUCGGAAGCGUUACUUGUUUUUAAUAAAUUUAAUAAAACUCGUCUUACUGUUCAAACACCCCUUCCCACCAAACAAAAACGUGUUUGUUUUUUUAAUAAAGGCGCGCGCGUAACUUUUAUAUUUGCCACCAUUUAUUGCAACUGCAAUAACGUUUACUUUGAACUGUGGACAGUAACAGGAAACGGGUCACGUUUUAUGUCAUCAUUCUUGUUGUUGGCUACUGGCCCUUACUACCAACUAUAAUCGCAUUUAAACAUUUAUAGCCCACAACAUUAUUUACCAAAACCAAAAAUCACAACAGUACAAAACCGGUUGUGGACAUUUUUUCCCAUAAACAUAACAUUUCAAUUUCGAUUGACAACCCCUGCUGUUGUCCACCUGAAAAUUGACCAAAUAUUGUGGAUGAAAAUCACAGUUUUUAAAUAAAAUAGUCAGCAGGAUAGUGCAAUUUUAAAUUAAAUUUAAUGUGUUACAAAAAUUAGAAAAAAAACUAACAGUGAAGCAUAUGCGAUAAUUUAAUUAACUUAAAAGGAAAAUUAACUGUCACACAUUAAUUAAACAACUGCAACAACAUGAUAUUCCUGAUGACAGUUAUCAAAGUGCUGCUUAUAGCGCUAAAUAUAUUUCCCAGCCGCUUUACAAAUCGGAAGGUGAUGUUUUUGAUUUAUUUAACGAAUUUGGUAACGCAUGUUAUGAUGAACGAGCCACGUUUUGCUCAACCAAUACCGAAUGUUACUGUGGCUGUUGGACGUGAUGCCAAUUUGCCAUGCGUCGUUGAACAUCUGGGUGGUUAUAAGGUUGCCUGGAUACACAUUGAUAGACAAAUGAUUUUGACAAUACAUCGACAUGUCAUCUCAAGAAUACCACGUUACAGCAUCACUUACGACAAUGCAAACACUUGGCUGUUACAUGUGAAUCAGGCACAUCAGGACGAUCGUGGCUACUACAUGUGUCAAGUGAACACGAAUCCCAUGAUAAGUCAAGUGGGUUAUUUGCAAGUAGUUGUACCACCCAAUAUAUUGGACAUUGAGAGUACUCCCUCUUCGGUGGCUGUUAGAGAAAAUCAAAAUAUUAAUAUGACUUGCAGGGCGGAUGGCUUUCCAGCACCCAAAAUCAUUUGGCGCAGAGAAGAUGGUGAAGAAAUUGCUGUCGAAAAGAAAAAGAAAGUGUUGGUGUAUGAUGGUGAGGUAUUGCCAUUGACCAAAGUGAGCCGGAAUGAGAUGGGUGCCUAUCUGUGUAUUGCCACCAAUGGAGUACCACCUUCAGUAUCAAAGCGUAUAAUACUUGAUGUUGAGUUUUCCCCCAUGAUUUGGGUGCCCAAUCAACUAGUGGGAGCACCGGCUGGCACUGACGUAACAAUCGAUUGUCACACGGAGGCUCAUCCCAAAGCUAUAAUAUAUUGGGUUUAUAACUCGGUUAUGGUAUUGCCUAGUAAAAAAUACAAAACGGAUUAUACAGAAAAUUCUUACAGGGCUCAUAUGAAGUUGACUAUAAGAAAUUUACAAUAUGGUGACUUUGGCAAUUAUAGAUGCAUUUCGAAAAAUUCCCUAGGCGAGACUGAGGGUUCGAUACGAGUAUAUGAAAUACCUUUGCCCUCAACGCCUUCAAAACAGGUUACUCAUUCGACUAUUGAUACAAGAGAAAAUAACAUUAUACCCAUACGCAAUGAUUCAAGUAGAUCCCUACAAACUGAUGUACACUUAAUGAAAAAUGACUUACUGGGCAGUGGUACCUCAUCGUCGGCGUCCUCAUCAUCGUCAUCUUCAUUGUCUUCAUCACAUAGUGCAACAUCAUCAAUAGCAUCGAUUUCGGGUAAUAGUAUACCGGGAUUUAGUUCAUCGGGCAAUGCUAUCGAACGUAAAGGUUCUCUGGCGAUAGGGAAAAGUAUGUUCUAUACCGAACAUCCUCCUAAUCAAUUGGCCGAUUUUGCCGCUGUAACUUCUAAACCAACGAAUGCUUUAAUCUUAUGUGCUCAUUUAUUAGUAUUUCUACUCUUGAGAUGUCGAGCGUAAAAUCUAUUAUAUAAUUUCUGUAAUUUAAUUUAGUGUAAAAAGCCAAACUAUUAUUAAGAUUAGGGUUACUAUGGUUAAGGAUUAAAUUGCACACAAACAAAACAAAAACAAAAUGGCAAAACCAAAAACAAAAAAUAUGUAAAAAGGAACUAAUAAUUAGACAUAAACUUACCAAUAGAAUGAUAAUUAAUAAUAAUUAUUAUAUACCAAAAGACACUUACUUGAAAGACACCUACAAAUAGAUGAAAGAACGAAAAAAAAUGUUAAAAUUAAAUUAAUUAUAUUUAGUAUAAAUUGACAAUGAAUUAAUGAAUUAAAACAAAAAAAGUAUUAAAAAAGUAAAAUACAAAUUUCAUUUAUUUAAUGUUGAAAAAGACAAUAAAUACAUAUCACCCAAAAUAAUAUAAUUUAACAAACCAAACCUCAUAUAACUUUUUUCCCAUUUUAGAAUCAUAUUUAUAGUUUUAAUAGUCUGGAAACAAACUAGUAGUCUUAAUCUGAAAUUACAUAUUUUUUUUUUAAAUUUUCAACUUGGUUUUUUAUUUUUUACUUUCAUACUAAAUAUUUUUUCAACACAAAUAUUAGAAUCAUGUGUAACUUAGGUAAUUGAGGCCAAAUAUAUAAAAAUUAUAAUUUGUUUUAAUAAUAAUGACCACUGUCUGCAAUGGUCUUAAUUAAAAAGUCUAAUGUAGAUGUAAUGACUUUAUUUCAUAUCAUCUAAUCGUUUACAUGUCAUAACUAUACAUAUUAAAAUAUUUUAUUUUAUUUUGUAUAUAUAAAUAUAAAGAAAAGUAUAAACGAUUUAAAUGCUAAAUAAUAUGCCUGCAAAAAAAGAGAUAUCCAUGACUGUAAUUAAGACAUUAGGUUGGCUCAUACUUUUGUGGACUUCUAAAAGUUUGCUUGAUUCUGAAAUAUUUAAUCAGCUUUAUUUCAAUUUCUUUAAAAUAUAAACUUUAGAUCUUCCAAAGAAGAUUUUUGAAUUUCUAUUUUCGUUAUUUUUUAUUCUGAAAUAUUUCGUAAAAUUUUGUAAAUAUAACGAAACAAUUUCGUAGUGUGAACACCACCAGCAUUCAUACAAUGUACGGCAUAUUUCUUAUAUAUAUUAGGCAUGUAUAUUUUCGAGCGUAAAUUGUAUAUUCAUAGAAAUGGGUGCCUUCGUGUGUUUGUAAGUCUUUGAGCUAAAAUACUCCAUCUACCUAAUCUCUUACUGAAGUAGCAACUUUGUGUAAUGAUGGGCAAUAUGGGAUCAAUACCAAUGCAUACCCUGACAAAGAAAAGCCAAUCAUCGAUCUGAAGUCUAAAGGUGGGGCGACCCUAACGUCAGUUGAAAUCAAUCAUCCGAUAUAAUGGAAGGUUAUAGCCCGAGCAACCAUACUACUGAGAUGGCCCUGUUGUGUUUGCAACAGCACCUAAAGACUUUAUUUGAUAGCACGAAAUACCCUACCAAUAAAUCAGAAUCACUUAUUAUGUCAAUAUAAUAUGAAAGAGGGUGUAGGAAAUUUCACGUCAAUUCAAACCCAUUAAUUGAUCCGACAAGUUUUUGGAAAACAUGCAAAUAAAUCGCGUAGCAUAAAACAAUAUUCAUUAUUUUAACAAGGCAACACAACCAGACAACAUCCCUGAAGUAAGUGGUCUACUUAAUCAGUACUAGUUCCUGUCGGGCAAAAGAGACCUGAAAAUUUCACAACUUACAGAGUCACCCAACUACGCGAAGAGUAAGAGUCACAUCUUACAGAGUCACCCAACUACGCGAAGAAUAAGGGUCACAUCACUCAGUGACAUCUGUUGAGAUGAUAAGUGCAUUGGAUAGAGAUUACAGACAUAUAUGGCAUACUAUUUAUAAGACCCUAAACCAGCAUUAUCUUUAUGCGAAUUAGUGUUUAAACCACAACCUACACAUGGACCUUAACUAACCUCAACCAAAUAACUAGCCAGGGCAAGUCCUGAGGGUAUCUGGAUACAUUUGAUCAUCCACAAUAGUCCCACAAGACUAUAGAUAUUGCUGCCUAUAUUCGUUGCCCUGGAAUAUUGCAAUAACACCAAGAUGGAGAUUUCACCAAGAUAAAAUGUCCACGUUGGAAGACGCUCAGACAGGCGGACAUUUGCUAAAUCUAUUAAUUUCUAUUAAGUUCGCUUUUGUUACUUUUAGAAUAUUCAUUCGGCUCACUACCGAUACGAAAUAAGUGUACAAUCUUUGAAAAUAUGAUAUCUUUGUAAUGAAAGGGCAUUUCAUUUCAAUAGACAUUCGAUCAAGGCAACUUCCGAUACACUUUUCUAAAAUGAAGCAUAUGUAUCCCAAAGAGAUCAUUCUGUAAAUAGUAGUCGUGUGGGAAAAUAUGUAAACUAUAGGGCGGUUUAAGUCAAAACAUCCCUAUCGUUUUUUUAAUUAAAAACAUAUCAUGAAGGAAUAUUUUGCAUUCAUGUUCGGUCGAAUAUUUUGUCAAUUUUUCAGCCAAUACUAGCCCAAAUACGUAUUAUUAUAUACACAUCAUGUAUUGAAAAACUUAAUUUCAAUAUUCAUUAACACAUAAUAAAGUUAUUAAUGGUUUAUUAUCGGAAUUUUGUAUGGAAAAGUUCUUUAUGUAAAUCAUACCUGGUAAAUCUUCAUAUAAAUAUUUUUAUUAAAAUCAAGCAAACUUUAGAUUCUUAACUUUUUGUUUACAGCCAUUCUAUAGUGACCUACAAAAGCCGACAUAAUACAUAUUACAUUGAAACCUUUACUAACUACAAACAUACAUAUUUAGAAUAAACAUAUCGUUAACGAAAAAAAAAAAUAUCAUUUUUAUUUAUUUUGACAGAUUUUGAAAUUAAACACGAUUCCAAACAUUUUGUUUUUGAAAUCAAAAAUGUUGUUAAAAACCAAAAGAAAUAUAGAAUAUUAAAAUCUUAUAAUAAUCAUAUCUAAAUUCUAAAUAUAAUCUUAUAAACUUUAACAGCUGCUGGAUUGCUACAAGGGUUUUAUAGCAAAAUAAAUGAGUUAAAUAUUUCUAUGAUCAUUAACUUCGUAUUAGACUAAGUUUUCUGAGUUUUUGCUUGGCAUAGAUUUGUAAAACAAUUUUUUAAAAUUCAUCAUUUAUUUUGCUGGCAAACUCUCUUGUUAUAAACUAUUUAAUUUUCUAAAAACGUUAAUCACUAAAAUUAUGCAUAAUACAAAUAUAAUUUAAAAUUGUUGUAACAUUAAGCUGCUAAAUUUAAUUUCAUAUGUAAAUAAAA